AUGGCCUCCAGCUUGAUGUUUGCGCGGGAUCCGAGGCAGUCUAGCGGGCUCCUGGGCACCGGCGAGCGGGUCAGCGGCGCCGAGGUCCGCGAGCAGAACGUCCAGGCGGCCGUUGCCAUCGCCAACAUCGUUCGCACGAGUCUGGGGCCGCACGGGCUGGACAAGAUGCUCGUCGACGACAUUGGAGACGUGACGAUCUCGAACGACGGCGCCACCAUUCUCCAACUCAUCGAGGUCGAGCACCCUGCCGGCCGCAUCCUCGUCGAGCUCGCUCAGCAGCAGGACAAGGAGGUCGGAGACGGUACCACUUCCGUCGUCAUUGUCGCUGCCGAGCUCCUCCGUCGCGCGAACGACCUCGUCAAGAACAAGAUCCACCCGACUACCGUCAUCACCGGCUACCGCCUCGCUUGCAAGGAGGCCGUCCGAUACUUGACAGAGCAGCUCAGCGUCAAGGUCGACCAGCUCGGCAAGGAGUGCUUGGUCAACAUUGCCAAGACCAGCAUGUCGAGCAAGAUCAUCGGAGCCGACGACACCUUCUUCGCCAAUCUCGCCGUCGAUGCCAUGCUUGCCGUCAAGACGAUCAACGCCCGCGGAGACGUCAAGUACCCCGUCAAGGCUGUCAAUGUCCUGAAGGCCCACGGCAAGAGCGCGACCGAGUCCAUCUACGUCAAGGGCUACGCGCUCAACUGCACCGUUGCUUCGCAAGCGAUGAAGACCCGCAUCACCGGCGCCAAGAUUGCUUGCCUCGACAUGAACCUGCAGAAGACCCGCAUGCACCUCGGCGUUCACAUCACGAUCGACGACCCCGAACAGCUCGAGGCGAUCCGCAAGAGGGAGUACGAGAUCACGCUCGAGCGCGUCCGCAAGAUCCUCGCAUCGGGCGCCAACGUCAUCCUGACGACGAAGGGCAUUGACGACCUGUGCUUGAAGGAGUUCGUCGAGGCGGGCGCGAUGGCUGUCAGGCGGUGCAAGAAGGAGGACCUCCGCCGGAUCGCCAAGGCGACGGGCGCGACGAUGGUCAGCAGUUUGGCGAACCUCGAGGGCGAGGAGACGUUUGAGGCGAGCUACCUCGGUCAGGCGGAGGAAGUCGUGCAGGAGCGGAUUAGCGACGACGAGCUCAUCCUCGUCAAGGGUACCAAGGUCGUCAGCUCGAGCUCCGUUAUCCUGCGUGGUGCGAAUGACUACCUGCUCGACGAAAUGGAGCGCGCGCUGCACGACUCGCUCUGCGCAAUCAAGCGGACACUCGAGAGUGGCAGCGUUGUUCCCGGUGGCGGAGCGGUCGAGACGGCCUUGAGCAUCUACCUCGAGAACUUUGCGACGACUCUCGGCUCUCGCGAGCAGCUCGCCAUUGCAGAAUUCGCUGCCGCCCUCCUCGUCAUUCCCAAGACUCUCGCAGUCAACGCCGCCAAGGACAGCACCGAGCUCGUCGCCAAGCUCCGCGCGUACCACAAUGCUGCGCAAUCAGCUCCCGUCAGCGACCCCCGCCGAGGCCUGCGAUACUACGGUCUCGACUUGAUGAAGGGCGAGGUGCGGGACAAUGUCAAGGCUGGCGUGCUCGAGCCGAUGGUCAGCAAGGUCAAGAGCUUGAAGAGUGCGCUCGAGGCGUGCACAGCACUGCUGCGCAUCGACGACCGGAUCACGGUCCCUCCCGAGCAGAAGGGCGAGGACCCUCACGGUCACUGA
Molecule: messenger RNA, 1683 nt
Organism: Rhodotorula toruloides NP11
Lineage: Eukaryota; Fungi; Basidiomycota; Microbotryomycetes; Sporidiobolales; Sporidiobolaceae
Product: T-complex protein 1 subunit alpha
Exons: 8
Coding region: 1-1683 (560 amino acids)
Biological process (GO): protein folding
Cellular component (GO): chaperonin-containing T-complex
Molecular function (GO): ATP hydrolysis activity; ATP binding; ATP-dependent protein folding chaperone
Source: RefSeq, a predicted model, not a curated record